This is a messenger RNA of Harpegnathos saltator (Jerdon's jumping ant), 1656 nucleotides long. RefSeq lists its product as uncharacterized. Gene Ontology annotation, cellular component: plasma membrane. The record is from RefSeq and is a predicted model, not a curated record. NCBI's taxonomy places the organism in Eukaryota, Metazoa, Arthropoda, Insecta, Hymenoptera, Formicidae. Gene Ontology annotation, biological process: sensory perception of smell; detection of chemical stimulus involved in sensory perception of smell. The transcript is spliced from 9 exons. Gene Ontology annotation, molecular function: odorant binding; olfactory receptor activity. Bases 376 to 1593 code for a protein of 405 amino acids.
AUAACUGUCACCUAUGAGAGCUCGCACUGGAAUGAAACACGUAAAGUCAUAAGAAUAUACGAAAAUGCUUGCACGAUUUUCGGACGACGAGUUAUUUCGUAAAAGCUCUCUAUUAUGGGAAAGAAACAUCUGGAGAAAUAUUUUUUCUGGAAAAUUGCUCAUCUAAUCGCAAAUGUAGCAUCUCUAGUCGUUGGAGAGAUACGUUAUGCAUAUGUCAUGCGUCUCAUGGAGAUAUUUCGCGAUCAUUUUGUAUUGUUCGAAAAAUAUGCCAUUUCGCGCUAUAAUAUACGUUGAAUAAAAAGUAAGUUAUAAGAUAAUUACGCGAUCAAGAGAAGAGGAGGGUGAGGGGACGUUCUUUGACUUGCUCGACGUCAAAUGUAUUUUGAUACUAGCGAAGGAAUGAUCAGCAAGCAACAUAUUCCAGCAUCUCUCAAUUUAAACCGAGUUCUUCUGCUCGCAGUUGGCUUGUGGCCAUAUCAACAAUCGAAACUUAUUUCAUUGCAGUUCGUUCUGUUGUUUAGUAUCCUGUUGACCUUUAUUCUGUCUCAACUUGGUACAUUGGUUAUUUCGCGAUGCACAACAGAUUUGGUACUUAAAAUUCUCUUCAUUGUGUUUCUUUUCGGUGUCUUCGUGAUAAAUUACGCUUCAUUCUAUGUCAACGGCGAUGCGGUAAAGUCUCUGACCCAGCAAAUUCAACAUAACUAUGACGAAUUAAAGGAUGAGGGCGAGAUCGCUAUCAUGAACAAGUACGGGAACAGAACGAAAUACUUCACUUCUAUGUGCAUAGUUCUCUUCAUUUGUACUAUAUAUGUUUUACUUCUAUCGCAAUUUUGGCCAUGCAUUCUCGACGUAAUUCAGCCUGCGAACAAGACCCGGCCGAUCAAUUCGUUGCGAUUUAUAAGCGAGUACUACAUUGAUAAUCAGAAAUACCUGUACUUAAUUGUGCUGCAUACGAAUGCGGCUUUUUGCAUAGCUGGCCUCACAAUGCUUAGCACUGGAACGAUGUUGCUAGCAUAUGGUCAAUAUAUUUGUGGGAUGUUCAGGAUUGCCAGCUAUCGCAUCCAGUAUGCAAUGAGGCCAAAUGUGGUGCAACCUAGUAAUCUACAGAAAAAGAAUCCGAUCUACGAAAGGAUUAUUUACGCAGUAGAUAUUCAUCGCAAAACUUUGCAGUUCUCCGAAACAUUAAUGUCCACGUUCGCCUUAUGGUUCUUCUUACUGAUAGGCGCCGGUGUGAUUUCUAUGAGUCUCAAUUUAAUGCAAAUCUUUUUGACAUUGACGUCUGGACAUAAUGUCGUAGAAUUGACAAUACAAGUUAUCCUCUUGUUCAUUCAAUAUUUUUAUAUGUUUAUGGCCAAUUAUGUCGCUCAAGAAGUCGCGGAUCACAAUAAUCACGUGUUCACCACCGUAUACAAUAUACAAUGGUACGUGACUCCUUUGCAUGUGCAGAAGAUGAUACUGUUCCUGCUGCGGAGAGGAGCUAAACCCUAUUAUUUGCAGUUAGGCUCUGUUUUCGUGGGUUCCUUAGAAGGCUUCGCAUCGUUAACGAGUGCCACUAUAUCUUACUUCGCUGUUAUUUAUUCAACACAGCAAUAAUAUCUACCAACAACGCAUUUCAUUAGCAACUAAGUAGAGCAAAGAGUUAUUAAAAUAAUUAAA